AUGGCCACUACCACAGGGAUGAUCGAGGUGAUUGCUAACGAUCGACUCGGCACUAAAGUGAGGGUAAAAUGCAGUAAGGAAGAUACAGUCGGAGAUCUCAAGAAAUUGAUCGCCGCUCAAACGGGCACUCGGUUCGAAAAAAUUCGACUCAAGAGGGCUAACAGGGAGUUCAAGAAUCAUAUCACUUUAUACGAUUAUGAGAUUAAUGAUGGGACGUGUCUUGACCUGUACUAG
Molecule: messenger RNA, 234 nt
Organism: Puccinia graminis f. sp. tritici CRL 75-36-700-3
Lineage: Eukaryota; Fungi; Basidiomycota; Pucciniomycetes; Pucciniales; Pucciniaceae
Product: ubiquitin-like protein 5
Exons: 7
Coding region: 1-234 (77 amino acids)
Biological process (GO): protein modification process; mRNA splicing, via spliceosome
Cellular component (GO): cytoplasm; nucleus
Molecular function (GO): protein binding; protein tag activity
Source: RefSeq, a predicted model, not a curated record